AUGAGUGGGUUUCUGAGUCAACCAGGAGAUAUUAUUAUUGGGGGAACCUUUCUCAUUCACAUGAACUGGAAUUAUAUCCAACCCCUAUUCACCACCAAUCCCACCGACCUGCAGUGUCAGACAUUCGGAAGUGAGUAUUACCAAGGUAUGCAUGCCUUGAUGUUCGCUGUCCAAGAGAUCAACAAAAACCCUGAGCUUCUCCCCAACACAACUUUGGGUUUCCAGAUAUUUGACACCUGCAUAGCCAUGAGACGCGCAGCACAAGGAAUGUUCUGGAUGUUAUCAGGGAGACAAGAGCUCACCCCAAAUUAUCACUGCAACAGAGAGUCAAGUCUGGCUGGUAUUAUUGGAGAUUCUGGCUCCACCAAGGCUAUUUUGAUGGCUCAGAUCUUAGGACUCCACCAUUACCCACAAAUAAGUUAUUAUGCAACCAGUCCUCUUCUCAGCAACCGAGCCUUGUUUCCUUCCUUUUUCCGUACUAUACCUAGUGAUGAGUUUCAAAUGAAAGGAUUGGCCCAGCUUGUCUCUAAGUUUGGUUGGUCAUGGGUUGGUCUUUUGGCAACUGACAAUGACUAUGGGCAAUAUGGGAUGCAGGUGGUAAAGCAAGAAGUGCUCAAAGCUGGGGCUUGUGUUGCAUUUAUUGUAGAUAUUAUGACCGGCAAGCCUGACAGGAAUGCUCCCCAGAUUGCUCGGAUCCUCAGAGAGUCAACAGCUAAGGUUGUAGUUGUGAUGGCCUCUGACGCUGAUUUUAUGAUUGUGCUGGAAGAACUCUUGAGGCAGAAUGUGACUGGCAAAGUCUGGGUAGGCAGUGAAGCCUGGGCAGGUUCCACUUUACUAUCAGCAAAAAGAUUUCAGGCUGUUUUGGUGGGCUCAGUUGGCUUUAGCAUCCACGCUGAUCAGAUAUCUGGGUUUGCAGAGUAUUUUGAAAGCCUCAAUCCAUAUUCAGAUCUUCAUGAUCCAUUCAUAAAGGAAUUUUGGGAACACGCUUUCUCUUGUAAGUGGCUCUACCAAGAUGAUUUAGUCAUCAAUGCCUCACUCCAGCCAUGUACAGGGAAAGAAAAAUUGGGGAAUGUCAUGUUGAAAACAGACUUUCGACUUUCUCUCAAUGUCUACACUGCAGUUUAUGCAUUUGCUUGGGCCCUACAAAAUCUUUAUGACUGUCAGCUUGGAAAAGGACCAUUUCAGCAUGGGAGCUGUGCCAACAUCUCCUUUUUUCAGCCUUGGCAACUUUUCUACUACAUUAAACAUGUCAAUUUUAAAACCAAAGAUGGGAACCAUAUAUUUUUUGAUGCUAAAGGGAACCCCCCACCAAUUUAUGAUAUUAUAAACUGGCGGGUGAGUGCUAAGGGCUCUACAGAGCAGAUUAUUGUAGGGAGUUAUGAUGCAAGUGCACCAGAUGGGAAGAACUUACCUGUGAACACAUCUACAAUAUUAUGGAACACUGGUGAAACUCAGGUAUGA
Messenger RNA from Xenopus laevis (African clawed frog), 1461 nucleotides. RefSeq names its product extracellular calcium-sensing receptor. The transcript is spliced from 4 exons. The record is from RefSeq and is a predicted model, not a curated record. The coding region runs from base 1 to 1461 and encodes 486 amino acids. Lineage: Eukaryota; Metazoa; Chordata; Amphibia; Anura; Pipidae.